GGCCCAUUCACUUUAAUAAAAUUGGAGCAUGUGUCAUAAGAUAGUGCAAAUGCAUUUAAAUUACAAUUUUAUAAAAAUGUAAUGUAAAAAAAGUGAAAAACGUCAGGAUCUCCACGGCCAAAAAAAACCCCAAACCAAAAAACCCACUCUUCCUAGAAAAAAAACAGAACAUGAAGUUAUACAUGUGAAAACAAAAAACAGGAGAAACAUUGAAAAAUAAACACAUCAGAAACUCCUGUGAAUCUUUUCAUGAAGGGUCCAAAAAGUCAGUAGACCCAACACUGCCAGACUAAUGACUUUCCGUGUAAGGUUCAAUAUAAUCUAUAUUCCAUGAAAUAGAAUUUUAAACCUCAUAAAUAAUCCUUAAUUUUGUAAAAACUUGGGGAAUCCACGGGAAAAAUGUGAGGAAAACUACGUAUCAUCUUCUUUGAACAUCACCUCUCAUGUUUCAUGACUUGGAUACAACAAUUAUUUAUUCAUGUGACGGACUCAGGUGACAGACUGCUGAACUUAAAUGUACGAAAGCACAAGAGCAGGACUGAGAUAGCUUUUCAAUACAAGAGCCACAAAGAUCCUGGUUAAACAAAAAUGGUUCAUGUUACAUCUUAGCAACCUAAAGGUGACUUACAGGGCAAGCGUGCCUCACUGUUGUAGAAAGCAACCGGUGUUAAGGGAAAAAAAAACCGCACCCACAGAGAGAACAGACACGUAAACAAGUGCAGUACUGUUCUAGCUUGCUCGAUCACAGACAACCAAUGAUUUCUACAACAUCCAGCACAGCAGAGAUGGUCACACAGGAUAAACUGCAGAAAAAUGAUGGCAUUAUUGAAGAUAAAAACUCAGGUAAACUGGGAUGCUGUGGUUGGCUGUUGGUUUUCAUAUCCAUCAUCUUUGUAAUAGUAACCUUUCCACUCACAAUAUUUAUGUGUGUCAAGAUAGUGAAGGAGUAUGAGCGAGCUGUCAUCUUUAGACUCGGCCGGAUCACAGACAGAAAAGCUAAAGGGCCAGGACUUUUCCUAAUAUUACCCUGCACCGAUAACUUUGUGAAAGUAGAUCUGAGAACUGUGUCCUUUGAUAUCCCUCCUCAAGAGAUCCUAACGAAAGACUCUGUGACAGUGUCUGUGGACGGUGUGGUUUACUUCCGCGUAUACUGCCCCAUUUCAGCAGUGGCCAAUGUGACCAAUGCGCACUCAUCUACUCGACUGCUUGCUCAAACCACUCUCAGGAAUGUCCUUGGUACCAAAAACCUUGCAGAACUUCUAUCUGACAGAGAGGGCAUUUCACUCAGUAUGCAAGAAGCCCUGGAUGAAGCCACUCAUCCAUGGGGUAUCAAAGUGGAGCGUGUAGAGAUCAAAGAUGUGAAGUUGCCUCAUCAGCUGCAGCGAGCCAUGGCAGCAGAGGCUGAAGCCAGCCGGGAGGCCAGGGCCAAGAUCAUUGCUGCAGAGGGGGAGAUGAAUGCUUCCAGGGCUCUGAAAGAAGCCUCUCUGGUAAUGGCUGACUCACCCUCAGCUCUCCAGCUAAGAUACCUUCAGACUCUCAACACCAUCGCAGCAGAGAAGAACUCCACCAUCAUCUUCCCUCUGCCAAUAGAUAUAAUACAACAUUUCAUGCAUUGGAAGGCAUGA
Molecule: messenger RNA, 1625 nt
Organism: Haplochromis burtoni (Burton's mouthbrooder)
Lineage: Eukaryota; Metazoa; Chordata; Actinopteri; Cichliformes; Cichlidae
Gene: stoml3a
Product: stomatin (EPB72)-like 3a
Exons: 7
Coding region: 756-1625 (289 amino acids)
Cellular component (GO): plasma membrane
Source: RefSeq, a predicted model, not a curated record